AUGAGCUCCCUUCCGAACAACUCUUCCUCCUCCGUCAACCGCCUCGACAUCAUGUUCCUCCUCUACCUAAUGUGCAAGUUUCAGGUUCAAGACUCUGACAACCAAUUUACCGAUGAUGACUACAUUUAUGACAAAGAAGAAGAAAAAUUAGAAUUCGAAAUUGAAGAUGAUAAGCUUUGCCCCUACCAAGACGAGGGACUACGCGCGAUUUACCAAGAAGAAUCUCGGAUUGAAGCUGAAGUCGUUUACCGAAUCCUGAAUAGCAAAGCUCAUACCUUGAAGCCUAAUUCGGGUCAAACAAUUAUGAUUCGUGAAAGUAGCAUCGCUGUUGAGUUUCGUGUGGAUGAAGAAGGUGAGCAUAUUGUUUGGGAAUGGCAUGGUCAUAUUCCGAGAUAUACUGAGGAGCAUAAAUUUUCUCUUGAGUAUAUUUAUGGGAAUUACUUUCAGAGAAUUGUACAUGAGGAGGGUCAUACUACACCGCCUCGAGUAGUUGCAGCAAAUCUCUAG
Vicia villosa (hairy vetch) is the source of this 507-nucleotide messenger RNA. RefSeq lists its product as uncharacterized. Bases 1 to 507 code for a protein of 168 amino acids. The transcript has a single exon. NCBI's taxonomy places the organism in Eukaryota, Viridiplantae, Streptophyta, Magnoliopsida, Fabales, Fabaceae. The record is from RefSeq and is a predicted model, not a curated record.